AUGACAAAGUUUCUGUACGAUCUUCAGAGUGAAGCUCCUCCUCCUUAUAACUCAGUGACUCCACCCACAGAGCCCCCACCACCAUAUGGACUCAUCGGAGCACCACAGACCCCCCCAAACGUAGCAUAUUACAUCAGCCAACCUCAGGCUCCACCCCCUGUGGCUGCUGCUCCAAUCACAACAGCUCCUUCCCGCAGUGGACAGGUCUACGAACGAAACAAAAAGGCUUGUUGCUAUGGGGGUUCAGGAAUCUUUGUCCUUGUAUUGGCUGUCCUUGCCCUUGCUAUUUGGUUAGGAGUGCGUUAUGGCCCCUCUCUUCUGGCUGGUUCAGAGGCGAAACCUGAGCCGGACACGUGCCCCUCCACGACGGUCCAAUGCGACGGCCGGAAAGACUGCUUGCGAGGCAGUGACGAGAGUCGGUGUGUGCGCUUUGGAGAUGGAAAUCAGUUACAAGUCACAACCUCAAAGACCAACAACAACUACAUGCCGGUCUGCUCACAGGGCUGGGAUAAAACACUGGCUGACCAAACGUGCUCCCAACUGGGCUUCAGAAGGAGUUACACAACGGGAACUAUGAAAUCUGAUUCAGCCUCAUUUCUCAGUGUGACUAACCAAACUGCAAACUACAUCCAGGGAAAAGUCAGCACGAGUUCUUGCCCAGGCCAACAGACGGUGACUCUGCAAUGCAACAACUGUGGCCUGUCAGAAUCUUCUAGAAUCAUAGGAGGUGAGAUUUCAGCACAGGGCCAGUGGCCCUGGCAGGUCAGCCUGCACUUUGUCGGAUCACACACCUGUGGAGGCUCGUUGGUGGCAGAGGACUUUGUGGUGACGGCAGCACACUGCUUCCCUGAAGAGACGGACGGCGCUCGGAAUCCCAGUUACUGGAGAGUCUACAUUGGAAUGGUGUCCCAGUACAACCUUCCCCUUCCAUAUUACAUAUCGAAGAUCAUCCUAAACGAGAAUUACAACUCGGACACAAGCAACUACGACAUUGCUCUUCUCAAACUGACUGAGCCUGCUCUCCUGUCUGCGAACGUUAGACCAGUGUGUUUCCCAGCGUUCGAUCAGAACUUCGCUCCAGGAACACAGUGCUGGACAUCUGGAUUUGGGACCACCGAGGAUGGAGCAGCUCAGAGCUCCCAUUACCUGUACGACGUGUCUGUAAACAUCAUAUCCUCAGACGUCUGUAAUGGUUAUCAAGUCUACGGAGGUCGUGUCUCAGAGAACAUGCUGUGUGCUGGUGAUCUCCAAGGUGGAAAAGACUCCUGUCAGGGAGACAGCGGGGGUCCUCUGAUGUGUAAGGGGAGCGAUGGCCGCUGGUAUCUGGCUGGAGUGACGAGUUGGGGUACUGGUUGUGGGCAAAGAAAUAAGCCAGGAGUCUACAGUAAUGUUCAGCGCCUCCUUCCCUGGGUGUACAGCAAAAUGCAGCUCUUCUGA
Chanos chanos (milkfish) is the source of this 1437-nucleotide messenger RNA. RefSeq names its product transmembrane serine protease 13b (gene tmprss13b). The record is from RefSeq and is a predicted model, not a curated record. The transcript is spliced from 13 exons. Gene Ontology annotation, biological process: proteolysis. NCBI's taxonomy places the organism in Eukaryota, Metazoa, Chordata, Actinopteri, Gonorynchiformes, Chanidae. Gene Ontology annotation, molecular function: protein binding; serine-type endopeptidase activity. Gene Ontology annotation, cellular component: membrane. The coding region runs from base 1 to 1437 and encodes 478 amino acids.